Messenger RNA from Lipotes vexillifer (Yangtze River dolphin), 6016 nucleotides. It is a transcript of the gene SMG6, whose product is annotated as SMG6 nonsense mediated mRNA decay factor. The transcript has 19 exons. The record is from RefSeq and is a predicted model, not a curated record. Lineage: Eukaryota; Metazoa; Chordata; Mammalia; Artiodactyla; Lipotidae. The coding region runs from base 150 to 4385 and encodes 1411 amino acids. Gene Ontology annotation, cellular component: telomerase holoenzyme complex. Gene Ontology annotation, molecular function: telomerase RNA binding; telomeric repeat DNA binding; protein binding. Gene Ontology annotation, biological process: nuclear-transcribed mRNA catabolic process, nonsense-mediated decay.
GUGCGGCCACCGUCGUUUGGGGAGGAGGGCAGGAGGGGGCGGGGAAAAGGGUGGGAGGUGGAUGAGCGCGCGCGCCGCCCGUCCGUCGUGGUUUCCUGGCUGCGCGCGGCGCUGGUGGAGUAGCUGCAGCUGCAGCAGCAGCCGCGAAGAUGGCGGAGGGGUUGGAGCGUGUCCGGAUCUCCGCGUCGGAGCUGCGAGGGAUCCUGGCCACUCUGGCUCCGCAGGCCGGGAACAGAGAAAACAUGAAGGAGCCCAGGCAGCGCAAAGAUAACAGGCGCCCAGAUCUGGAAAUCUAUAAGCCUGGUCUUUCCCGACUAAGGAACAGACCUAAAAUCAAGGAACCCUCUGGAGGUCACGAAUUUAAGGAUGAAAUUGUUAAUGACAGAGAUUCUUCUGCUGUUGGAAGUGGUACACAGCUCAUUAAAGAUGUCUGCAAAGACAGCCCACAGCAAAAUGGUCCUGUAGACCCAGAAAAUACUCGGGCACAGGAGUCUUUUCCUAGGACUGUUGGACAAGAGGAUCGAAGCCUAAGAAUUAUCAAGAGAACAAAGAAACCUGACAUGCAGAUCUAUCAGCCUGGAAGGCGUUUGCAGACUGUUACCAAAGAAUCGACCAGCAGGGUGGAUGAGGAAGAAAUCGUCAACCAGGUAGAACAACUGAGAGUAGAGGAAGAUGCAUGUAGGGGAAAUGUGAAAGAGGAGGUUGUGAACAAGCCAGACAAAGAGGAGGCAGAAAAGAGCCUAAGUGGUGACAGAAUAAGGGCUGCAAAGGGGGAAAAAGGAAAGAGGGUUGAAAAAGGGGAGGGCGUGAAGAAGGUGAGUGAUGACCCAGCUCAGGGGAAGCCAGGUUCUGUGAAGCGCUACUCCCGCUCAGACAAACGAAGGAACCGCUACCGCACUUGCAGUACCAGCUCAGCGGGUAGCAACAACAGUGCCGAGGGGACCGGCCUGACUGAUAAUGGAAGUCGCCGCCGCCGCCAAGAUCGGACCAAGGAGAGGCCACGACUGAAGAAACAAGUAUCUAUGUCCUCAACUGACUCCUUGGAUGAGGACAGAAUCGAUGAGUCUGAUGCGCCACAGAGGAGCUCAGAAAGGAAGAAACAUUUAGAAAGAAGCUGGUCUGGCUGUGGGGAGGGAGAGCAGAAAAGCAGCGGUAAAGAAAAUCGAGGCACUCUUCACGUUACUUUCGAUGCAGAAACCAUGAACAAAGAUUCCCCCAUGGUGAGGUCAGCCAGGGAGGAUUCGGAUAGGUUAAAGUCAGACAAAGGCUCGAGCAGUGUGGGCAAAGGCUCUGAGAAGCAGGAGUCCAAAAACCUGAGACAAGAACUUCGGGGUCGUGGCCGUGGCAUUCUGAUUCUGCCUGCCCAUACCACCCUGUCUGUCAAUUCAGCCGGUUCUCCAGAGUCUACGCCUUUGGGACCUCGGCUUUUAUUUGGAUCUGGUAGUAAGGGAUCUCGGAGUUGGGGCCGAGGAGGCACCACUCGGCGAUUGUGGGACCCAAACAAUCCUGAUCAGAAACCUGCUCUAAAGAGCCAGACACCGCAGCUGCAUUUCUUGGACACUGAUGAUGAAGUCAGCCCUACCUCUUGGGGUGACUCACGCCAGGCCCAAGCGUCUUACUAUAAGUUUCAAAACUCAGACAACCCUUAUUAUUACCCCCGGACACCAGGCCCCGCCUCCCAGUAUCCUUAUACAGGCUAUAGCCCUCUGCAGUACCCGGUGGGCCCUACAAACGGUGUGUACCCAGCGCCUUACUACCCAGGCUACCCAACCCCAUCAGGACAGUAUGUCUGUAGCCCCCUCCCUGCCAGCACCAUGAGUCCUGAGGAGAUGGAGCAACACAUGAGGAACAUGCAGCAACAGGAACUACAUCGGCUUCUCCGGGUGGCUGACAACCAAGAGCUGCAGCUCAGCAACCUGCUCUCCAGGGACCGCAUCAGUCCUGAGGGCCUGGAGAAGAUGGCUCAGCUCAGAGCUGAACUGCUGCAGCUAUAUGAGCGCUGUAUUCUAUUAGAUAUCGAGUUCUCUGAUAAUCAGAAUGUGGAUCAGAUCCUGUGGAAGAAUGCUUUCUAUCAGGUGAUUGAGAAGUUCAGGCAGCUUCUCAAGGAUCCGAAUGUUGAGAACCCAGAACAGAUUCGGAACAGACUUUUGGAGCUCUUGGAUGAGGGUAGUGACUUCUUUGAUAGUUUGCUUCAGAAGCUGCAGGUUACUUACAAGUUCAAACUGGAGGACUACAUGGAUGGUCUUGCGAUUCGCAGCAAGCCAUUACGAAAGACAGUAAAAUAUGCCUUGAUCAGUGCCCAGCGAUGUAUGAUUUGCCAAGGAGAUAUUGCCAGGUAUCGGGAGCAAGCCAAUGACACGGCAAACUACGGGAAAGCACGCAGCUGGUACCUGAAAGCCCAGCACAUUGCUCCCAAGAAUGGGCGCCCCUAUAACCAGUUGGCUCUGCUGGCAGUGUAUACGAGGAGGAAGCUUGAUGCCGUCUAUUACUAUAUGCGCAGUCUGGCUGCCAGCAACCCUAUCCUGACUGCCAAGGAGAGUCUCAUGAGCUUGUUUGAAGAGACCAAACGGAAGGCAGAACAGAUGGAAAAGAAGCAACACGACGAAUUGGAACUGAGCCCUGACCAAUGGCGGAAAGCAAAGAAAUCCACUUUCCGGCAUGUUGGAGAUGACACCACUCGCCUGGAGAUCUGGAUUCAUCCAUCCCAUCCUCGGUCCUCCCAGGGCACUGAGUCUGGGAAGGAUUCUGAGCAGGAGAAUGGGCUGGGCAGCCUGAGCCCCAGUGAUCUGAACAAAAGGUUCAUCCUCAGUUUUCUCCAUGCCCAUGGGAAGCUGUUUACCCGGAUUGGGAUGGAGACAUUCCCUGCAGUGGCUGAGAAGGUCCUCAAGGAGUUCCAGGUGUUGCUGCAGCGUAGUCCCUCUCCUAUUGGAAGUACCCGCAUGCUGCAGCUUAUGACCAUCAACAUGUUUGCUGUACACAACUCCCAACUGAAAGACUGCUUCUCGGAGGAGUGUCGCUCUGUGAUCCAGGAGCAAGCCGCAGCCCUGGGCCUGGCCAUGUUUUCUCUCCUGGUGCAGCGCUGCACCGACUUACUGAAGGAAUCAGCCAAAGCUCAGCUGUCCUCUCCUGAGGAGGAGGAGGAUCAAGAUGACAUCAAGGUGUCUUCCUUCGUCCCCGACCUGAAGGAACUGCUCCCCAGUGUGAAAGUCUGGUCAGACUGGAUGCUCGGCUAUCCAGACACCUGGAAUCCUCCGCCCACAUCCCUGGAUCUGCCCUCACAGGUUGCUGUGGAUGUCUGGUCGAUGCUGGCUGAUUUCUGUAACAUACUGACUGCAGUGAAUCAGUCUGAGGUGCCACUGUACAAGGACCCGGACGAUGACCUCACCCUCCUUAUCCUGGAAGAGGAUCGGCUUCUCUCGGGCUUUGUACCCUUGCUGGCUGCCCCUCAGGACCCCUGCUACGUGGAGAAAACCUCGGAUAAGGUUAUUGCAGCCGACUGCAAAAGGGUCACAGUGCUGAAGUAUUUUCUGGAAGCCCUUUGUGGACAAGAAGAGCCUCUGCUGGCAUUCAAGGGUGGAAAAUAUGUGUCAGUGGCACCCGUCCCAGACACCAUGGGAAAGGAAAUGGGAAGCCAAGAGGGAAAACAACUGGAAGAUGAGGAAGAGGACGUGGUGAUUGAAGACUUUGAGGAAGAUUCGGAGGCUGAAGGCAGCGGGGGCGAGGAUGACAUCAGGGAGCUUCGGGCCAAGAAGCUGGCUCUGGCCAGGAAAAUAGCGGAGCAGCAGCGUCGCCAAGAGAAGAUCCAGGCUGUCCUGGAGGACCAGAGUCAUAUGAGGCAGAUGGAGCUCGAGAUCAGACCCUUGUUCCUCGUACCAGACACCAACGGCUUCAUUGACCACCUGGCCAGUCUGGCACAGCUGCUGGAGAGCAGGAAGUACAUCCUGGUGGUGCCCCUCAUCGUGAUCAAUGAGCUGGACGGCCUGGCCAAGGGGCAGGAGACAGACCACCGGGCUGGGGGCUAUGCCCGUGUGGUGCAGGAAAAGGCCCGGAAGUCCAUUGAGUUCCUCGAGCAGCGAUUCGAGAGUCGGGACUCUUGCCUACGGGCCCUGACCAGCCGUGGCAAUGAACUCGAAUCCAUCGCCUUCCGCAGUGAGGACAUCACUGGCCAGCUGGGCAACAAUGAUGACCUGAUCCUCUCCUGCUGCCUCCACUACUGCAAAGACAAAGCUAAGGACUUCAUGCCCACCAGCAAAGAGGAGCCGAUCCGGCUACUGCGGGAGGUGGUGCUGUUGACGGAUGACCGGAACCUGCGUGUGAAGGCGCUGACGAGGAAUGUGCCUGUGCGGGACAUCCCGGCCUUCCUCACGUGGGCCCAGGUGGGCUGAGGGGGCCACAGCGGGGCCCACCCCCAUGGAACCAUUCCCGAGAGGCCACCAGGCGCCCAGAGUAGCACAGGAGAUGCUCGCGUGCCUGAGCCACCAGUCCACCCAGACAGUAAACCACCCUCUUCCCCCCCCACGCCGUGGCCGCGCUGUGGGGGCAGCUGCUCCGCACAGAGCCCCUCCCAAGGGCCGGGGCGGAAGCCGCUGGGACCCUCCUGGGCUUCCGGGAUUUAGCAGGGAGGUGGCUGGCUGCAGUGACAGCAGGUGGGCGAGCCAGACCGCCCGCCGGUGCUCAGCCUUUCUCCCUCCCGUGUCCGGUUCAAGGGUUGGGGGAAGGCCUCUUAGCCCGGGGGACUCAGCCACUUUCUCAGCUGGAGAUGGGGCAGGGGGUUAGAGUUUCCAUCAGAUGCAGGUGAGAUCACGGGUCCCUUUAAUCUUCAGAGCCCCUGUCCUGAAAGCGUCCAAGAGGCUUUGGUCACGCCAUGAAGAGAGUGCUCAGGGCGUCUCUCUCCCCCUGAGGCCUGGAUUCCCCCAUGGACCCCACCUGGGUUCUGAACAGCAGCCCUAGCCCCCCCGCCCCCCCCGACUCCACACACACACACACACACCCAUCCCGCUGCUCUUCCCGCCCUUACCAAUCUGGGUCCACUGUACUGGGCCAGUUGUUUUCCCCUCGGUGGGUCAUGGGUCUUUAGGGGAGGGACAUCUGCUCUCAGGCCCAUGCUUCCUGGGUGGCCUUUGCCUGCUCCGUCUCCCUCCAUUGGCCUUCCUUUUGCUCUAGUUCCCACUUCACAAAAUUUCCUCAGACUCUUCUCAACUCCCCUCCCUUUCCCCCUCCCGAGCCAUCCCCCUCACCCUCCUUCUCUUUCUAGUUGAUCCCUCUCACCUUCCUGGCCCCUCAUUUCCUUGCCAUGGAGGUUCUCACUCUGAACCCUUCUCCCGCGGUACCUGUGGCAGGAACCUAAGAAAGCUUUCCUGCCGCUGACCACCUUUCCCAGGCCCCUGUGCUCUGGGAUACUUCCAGGCUCCUCCAGCCCAGCCUGAGGGAGGGUAGGGUGGGCCAGUGCCUGGGAGCAGCAUUGCCUAGCCUGGAGUUUGCACCGUUUCUAGCUUUGCCCUAGAAGAACGUCCCUUCGCCUUGGAAUUUUUUGUUGCCUCUUUCUUUAGCUGGCACCUGUGUUCAAAGCUUCACUCAGGAGGCUUCCUACUGGGAAAGCGGUCUCCCAACCCAGGGACAGGGAUGGAGGGGGACUCAGGGGAAGACAGGGUUUGGAGGCGGAGCCAGGAGUUAAGUUUUGAUGGGACCAGUGGGGGAAUCCCCCAGAGCCCCCCAUCUGACUAUACAGCCUGCCCAGAGGAUGGGGGCAAGGCAGUGCCCUCCCGGAGGCCCGAGAUUAUGCCAGAAGGAGGGGGAACUGUACAGGAGAGCCAUGGCCGACGAUUUGGGGCUGUGAGUCCCCCAGGGCCUCAGAAGACUGGGCUUUUGGGGGUAUAGGGUCCCUGGCCUCUCCUCUGAGAUCCUUUCCCCUGGAUGAAGGCUGACGACUGGGUGGGUGAGAGACCCUAUCUCUCCUUUCUGUCCCAUUUGCAGCACUGGAUUUGUUUCCUUAAUAAAUUUUUAGUUAUGAAACAUA